CAGCGCGCGGCGGGGGCUCCGCGUGUCACAUGUGGGUGAAGGAGCGGCUGCGGCCCUGCCGGGACGGGACGGCGGGGAGGGCUCCUCCGUCCCCGACCUGCUAUCCCCCGGGGUGUUGAGACGCUCUCUGCCACCAUGUUUGUUCUGGUAGAGAUGACUGACACAGUAAGGAUUCCUCCCUGGCAGUUUGAGAGGAAAUUGAAUGAAUCCAUUGCUGAAGAGCUAAACAAGAAGUUGGCCAAUAAGGUUGUGUACAAUGUUGGCCUCUGCAUCUGCCUGUAUGAUAUCACAAAGCUGGAAGAUUCCUACAUAUUCCCUGGAGAUGGUGCAUCACAUACCAAAGUGCAUUUCCGCUACGUGGUCUUCCAUCCCUUCCUGGAUGAAAUUCUGAUUGGACAGAUUAAAAGCUGCAGCCAGGAUGGCGUUCACGUUUCUAUUGGAUUCUUUGACGAUAUUGUCAUCCCACCAGAAUCCCUGCAGCAGCCAGCGAAGUUUGAUGAAGCGGAGCAGGUGUGGGUGUGGGAAUAUGAGACGGAAGAAGGGGCCCAUGAUCUUUACAUGGACAUUGGGGAGGAGAUCCGCUUCCGAGUUGUGGAUGAAACGUUUGUUGAUACAUCACCGACAGGACCAAGCUCUGCAGAGGCUUCCACUUCGAAUGCCACGGAAGAAGUCCAGAAAAAAGAGGCACCCUACACUCUUGUGGGAUCGAUCAGCGAGCCCGGCCUGGGCCUCCUGUCGUGGUGGACAAACAGCUAGCUGCAAUCAUAGCCUGCUCUGCAGAAAGUCUUUACUGGUGGAUGUUUGGGUGGUUGUGGGAUCCUGCUGGUGCUCAUUGCUCCUCUGAAGCUGAAUAAGAAAUUAGAUCUGCCAUUCUCUGUUUUCCCCUCAGCUUCCAACCUGCCAGGUGGAGACAGUCGCUUUCAAGAAAUGUCUUCUCUUGUCUUUUAGAAGUGAAUUUACAGGCACAAAAAGCCUCGAGAGCAGCAGCACAAACUCAGCUGGAGCUUUGGUCUCCUGCCCCGGAGGGAGAACCGGGGAGGUCUUUACUUGCCUGAAUUAAGAAGGGAGUUGACUUCAGUGAGUGAAAGCAGGAGAGAAUGCCUGUCAAGAUGGAUCACUCCCUUGGGCUGAGAGCUUGAUCCUAGAGGGGCAGAAACUUGCAGUUCUUUGAUGGGAAACAGGAGAAACAGCCAAAGGCUAGAGUUAAUAGAGAUGCGGUAUUCCAGAGACCUGGAAAAUGCUGCUGCUGAGAGGGCAGGGAGGGGUGUGUGGUAAUGUUCUGCUAAGAAUGGGAACUUAACUCAGCCAAAAAAAGAACUGGAAUCACAGUAGUUUACCCAGUAAGCAACUUGGUUCUGUGAAGACAAAGCAGUGUGGAAAGCUACGGGCUGCUCAGUGUGCUGAAUGGAAGCACUUCACGGGGUGGUGGGCUGUAUUUAUGCAGAAUGAGCUAAACUUUGCAGGAGUUCGACUGAAAAUACAUAAUUACAAGCUGAAUCGGACUGAGGCUGCUUUGAGCAAGCUAAACACUUGUUUGUGGGGGUGCGUUCAAUACCAGAAAUGGAAUAAAUAGUAAAAACCACACAGUCUGCCUU
Molecule: messenger RNA, 1595 nt
Organism: Cuculus canorus (common cuckoo)
Lineage: Eukaryota; Metazoa; Chordata; Aves; Cuculiformes; Cuculidae
Gene: POLR3H
Product: RNA polymerase III subunit H
Exons: 7
Coding region: 136-756 (206 amino acids)
Biological process (GO): transcription initiation at RNA polymerase III promoter; DNA-templated transcription
Cellular component (GO): RNA polymerase III complex
Molecular function (GO): DNA binding; DNA-directed RNA polymerase activity
Source: RefSeq, a predicted model, not a curated record